Dipodomys ordii (Ord's kangaroo rat) is the source of this 945-nucleotide messenger RNA. RefSeq names its product olfactory receptor 2A12-like. Gene Ontology annotation, biological process: G protein-coupled receptor signaling pathway. Lineage: Eukaryota; Metazoa; Chordata; Mammalia; Rodentia; Heteromyidae. Gene Ontology annotation, molecular function: G protein-coupled receptor activity; olfactory receptor activity. The coding region runs from base 1 to 945 and encodes 314 amino acids. The transcript has a single exon. Gene Ontology annotation, cellular component: membrane. The record is from RefSeq and is a predicted model, not a curated record.
AUGCAGGAUUUCCUUUGGCGAAACCACAGCUCUCUUACUGAGUUCAUUCUUCUAGGAUUCUCUAGUGAUGAGAAGAUAAAUGUUAUUCUAUUCAAUGUCUUUCUCUUCCUCUACCUCAUCACCCUUCUAGGCAAUGGGCUCAUUAUCACUUUGAUACGUAUGGACUCCCGCCUCCACACACCCAUGUACUUUUUCCUCAGUGUCUUAUCCAUUCUGGACAUGGGUUAUGUCACCACCACAGUGCCCCAGAUGCUAGUUCACCUGGUCUGCAAGAGGAAGACCAUCUCCUAUAUUGGAUGUGUAGCCCAAAUGUACAUCUUCCUGAUGUUGGGAAUCACUGAGUCUUGGCUUUUUGCAAUCAUGGCUUAUGACAGGUAUGUGGCCAUUUGCCAUCCUCUCAGGUAUAAAGUCAUCAUGAGCCCUUUGCUUUGUGGCUCACUGGUGGCCUUCUGUGGAUUCUGGGGCAUCAGUUGUGCCCUAAUAUAUACAGUCUCUGCUAUGAUUCUUCCUUAUUGUGGCCCCAAUGAGAUCAACCACUUUUUCUGUGAAGUACCUGCUGUCUUGAAGUUGGCUUGUGCAGAUACCUCUCUCAAUGACAAAUUGGAUUUCAUCCUAGGCUUCAUUCUUCUUCUGGUCCCACUCUCCCUCAUUAUCAUUGUCUACAUCAAUAUCUUUGCUGCCAUUUUGAGAAUCCGCUCAACCCAAGGGCGGCUCAAGGCCUUCUCCACCUGCGCUUCCCACAUCACUGUAGUCACCAUGUUCUCUAUCCCUUGUAUGGUUAUGUAUAUGAGACCGGGCUCUGAGUCCUCCCCAGAAGAGGACAAGAAGCUAGCUCUGUUCUACAAUGUCAUCUCUGCGUUCCUGAACCCUAUCAUCUACAGCCUCCGAAACAAAGAUGUCAAAAGGGCUUUCCUCAAAGUGAUAGGCAGGAGCCAAGGAUCAUAA